AUGGCAUCCCCAUUAACAAUAGUCGUCACCGGCGCCAACCGCGGAAUCGGCCAAGGCAUCAUCAACCUCCUAGCCACCACUCAACACCCACAACCCCUCCACAUCUACGCCACAUCCCGCGGCGGCGUAGACCUCAACAUCCAAGCCAAACCACCCAACGAGAUCCGCUACGCAAAACUUGACGUCUCAGACAAAUCCUCAAUCACAUCUUUCCUCAAGACCGCGCUCAACGACAGCGGCAAAAUCGACGUCUUGAUCAACAACGCCGGCAUAAACAACAACAACAACGAAACCCCCGAUGCCGCCGAACAAGUCAUCAACGUGAACUACCACGGCACAAAACAAAUGUGCCAACUCUUCCUCGCCCAAGGAAAAAUGUCAUCCACACCAAACGCGCGCAUAGUAAACGUAUCCAGCACCGCCUCUUCCUUGUCAAACUACCCCAGUACAACUGCAUCCCGUUUCCGCUCCGCAACGUCCAUCGCCGACGUAGACACCCUCGCCCAGGAAUACAUCAACUCCGUGAAAUCCUCAUCCCAAGAAGCCGCCGGGUUCGGCGCGCCGCCGAAAUCGUAUCAAGUCAGCAAAGCGCUGAUGAACGCUUUGACGGUCGUUCUGGCACAUUGGGAGGCCGCCGAAGACGUUGGAGGAGGGGGCGAGGAUACCGGUGAGGUUGGGGGUUGGGCAGCUUGGUAA
Alternaria viburni is the source of this 696-nucleotide messenger RNA. RefSeq lists its product as uncharacterized. The coding region runs from base 1 to 696 and encodes 231 amino acids. Gene Ontology annotation, cellular component: membrane. Lineage: Eukaryota; Fungi; Ascomycota; Dothideomycetes; Pleosporales; Pleosporaceae. The transcript is spliced from 2 exons. The record is from RefSeq and is a predicted model, not a curated record.